CGUCACACAGUUCAGAGAAUGACUCUGCUGCCAUCUCAGCAGAGGAACAACGGACUCUGUGACAAAGCUUCCCCGACGCUGCCCCGGGGACCAUACAUGUGGAGGCAGGGAAGGGAUGGAAGAAAGCUAUGAGACAUUGGAGGAGGAGUUAGGGACAUCAAGAGCAGAUCCUCCUCGACACAAGCCUGUUCGACAGAUCCACAGACCAGAAAUGUAUGCUGCAAGGAAAAUCAGAGAGGAAAUGGCUCCAGCUUCUCAACAACCAAGGGCAGAACCCAAGACUUUACUCAGAGAACCCAGCUUCCCUAGAACACCAUCCUUGCCAAAAACCUUGUCCGCCCAAAUCCCGGCCCAGAUAGAAACACCGUGGGAAAACGUCACUCUGAACCGAUGCCUGUUUGUGGCCAUCACCAUCCUCGUGCUCACCUCGGGCUUUCAGAGGCUUCAUGAAACUUUGCGUAGUCAGGGGAGUUUGCAAAGUCAGGAGGAAGAAGUUGUUGGACUGAAGGUGAGACGGUCAGAAACAUUACGUCACAGAGGACAACCAUCAGAGCCUCAGACAUCUCUGUGGGAAUUAAUGUUAUUGUGGCUGCCAGACCUUGAUGACGAAGAGGAUGAGGAGGAAGAAGAUGACGAUGUAGAAGUGAUAAGAGGGAGAGCAAAGAGAGGAGCAAUGGCACGAGCACCAAGAGGUUUCAGAAACAGGCCGCUACCAGACAGAAAGCUCACGAAGCAAAGAGAUGGGAAAUUAAAGGACAGGAGGGUCAGGAAAGCCAGGGGUGAAGAAACCAAAGACAAGAAAAAAAGAGAUAAGGAGGAGGAACUCGAGGAAGCAGCGAGGGAAGAAGAGGAAGAUCAAGGCGACGAUGAGGAGAUAGUACCAGAGAAUAAUAAAAGGUUGGAGGAAAGAGAGAGAAGAAAGAGACUCAAAAGGAAUCAUCUACAGUGAUUUGAUAACAUUUACUAAAGGUGAAACCCACAUUGAUGCAAGAUUUUCUAAUUUGAAUCUUUCAAAUUCAAUCUUUAAAGCUCAAAAGUCAUCUAUGCUUCCAGGACACAGAACGUUGUGCUCCAGCUUUUUGUUGCCAUGUUUGAUGGAGGAUUCUGUUUGAUGGCAAUUCGAUUCACCAGUGAAGUAUUUGUCACUCCAAAUACUCAUGUAAUUAAAAGAUUUCUCUUAUUGUUAAAAUAGAUACAACUUAUUUCAGUCCGUCAGCUGUUUAUCAAGGGUUCCAGCUCACUCAGCUGUUUGAAAUGUGAAGCCGGAAAUCUCAAAUUCUUACAGAAGAGGCAGAAUAUGGAACAUGGAUCACGUUUGUAUUUUAAUCCAACAUUUUGGAUCCCUUCUCUUUCAUCCGAGAGCUGCUUUGAAGAGAUAAAAGGUCUUUGUGAAUUUUCAGUUUUUUGUGAUCAGUAGAAAUUCUGAGACAAUACCAUCACUAGCUUAGUCUUUUCUUUUGUGUUUCUUAUGCUCUGACCCACUCUCCAAAUCGCUGAUACAUCAAUUAAUUUGUGUGUGAUGUCUUUGGAAAAUAAAGACAUAAAGGGAAA
Molecule: messenger RNA, 1551 nt
Organism: Pleuronectes platessa (European plaice)
Lineage: Eukaryota; Metazoa; Chordata; Actinopteri; Pleuronectiformes; Pleuronectidae
Product: junctional sarcoplasmic reticulum protein 1
Exons: 7
Coding region: 116-949 (277 amino acids)
Source: RefSeq, a predicted model, not a curated record